Phodopus roborovskii (desert hamster) is the source of this 1618-nucleotide messenger RNA. It is a transcript of the gene Cd82, whose product is annotated as CD82 molecule. The record is from RefSeq and is a predicted model, not a curated record. The coding region runs from base 103 to 915 and encodes 270 amino acids. NCBI's taxonomy places the organism in Eukaryota, Metazoa, Chordata, Mammalia, Rodentia, Cricetidae. Gene Ontology annotation, cellular component: membrane. The transcript has 9 exons.
UCACAGUGUGUCCAUUGUCCAAAACUCAUCUGAGAAGCUGCUGCAGAAAUUGCUGCUCUGCUCCAAGCUGAUCACUGACCAGGGAGCUCCAGGACCUGCAGGAUGGGGGCAGCCUGCAUCAAAGUCACCAAGUACUUCCUCUUCCUCUUCAACUUGCUGUUCUUUAUCCUGGGAGCCGUGAUCCUGGGCUUUGGGGUGUGGAUCGUCGCAGACAAGAGCAGCUUCGUUUCUGUCCUGCAAACCUCGUCUAGCUCGCUGCAGGUUGGGGCCUAUGUCUUCAUCGCUGUGGGUGCCAUCACCAUGCUUAUGGGGCUCCUGGGCUGUAUCGGUGCUGUCAAUGAAGUCCGCUGCCUGCUGGGGCUGUACUUCGUCUUCCUUCUGCUCAUCCUCAUUGCACAGGUGACCGUAGGGGUCCUCUUCUACUUCAACACUGACAAGCUGAAGCAGGAAGUGGGCAGCAUGGUGAUGAACAUCAUUCAGAACUACAAGGUCAAUGCCAGCAGCAGCCGUGAGGAGAGCCUGCAGGAGGCUUGGGACUACGUGCAGGCGCAGGUGGAAUGCUGUGGCUGGGCCAGCUUCUACAACUGGACAGAUAACAUGGAGCUCAUGAAUGCUACAGAGAUCACUUACCCCUGCUCCUGCGAGAUCACACAGGAAGAGGACAACCAGCACAUUGUGAAGAAGGGGUUCUGCAAGUUUUCCAACAGCACCAUGGAUGAAAAUCUCCCGGAAAAGUGGCCUGUGCACAAGGAGGGCUGUAUGAAGAAGGUGCAGGUGUGGCUACAGGAGAACCUCGGCAUCCUCCUUGGCGUGUGUGUCGGUGUUGCUGUCAUUGAGCUGCUGGGAUUGCUCCUGUCCAUCUGUUUGUGCCAGCACAUUCAUUCUGAAGACUACAGCAAGGUCCCCAAGUACUGAGCUGCUGAUGUCCCCUCUGUCCUGUGUCUAUCCACCUUCAGCAUCCCAUGGGGCCUCUCUGGCUCUUUUUCCCAUGACCUGUGCUCCAUCUACCACUAAGGGCUCUGGCCCAUCCUGAGCAGGUUGGAUUGAGGACUUUCUGGGACUGGAUCCUUCUCCCUACCUCUCUGCCAGUAUAGAGCUCCGGCUGUCCUGCGGCUUACUGUCUAGGGGUCUGUUAACAGCUUGAAAUGGCUCCCAGUGUUACUGUGCAGGAUGGCUGGGUCCCCACCCUGAAGUCAUAUUAUAUUGUAGUAAAUACCAGGGAGGGUGAAUGUAGCACCCGUGGCUGCCCAGGGACAGGCCAAGGGAAGAUUAGUGCCCCCCACCGUGAUUAUACUUUUUGUGGGUUUUCCUGUGGGGGACAGAGAGAGUAGACAGCCCUUCUUCACACCUGACAGACCCCCACCCCCAACCGUGCAGUUCAGCAGGAGUUUGGGAGACCUGCCCCAGGCAGCUUCUAGUGAGCUCUACCUUGGUGAGGAACCCAAGUGCUUUGGGACAUGGGUCCCUCAUGUCUGGCACAGGACCCUGAGUUGUCUGUGGACCCUGUCCCCUGUCCCCUGGGCUAAGGGUGGGUGGUUGAGGCUGUGCCUUGCAGGGUGGGGGAGGGGCUCCAUGUGCUCAGCUCUGAAAUCAACUAUUAAAGGAGGGUUUGUAACAA